Messenger RNA from Neocloeon triangulifer, 4426 nucleotides. RefSeq names its product glutamate receptor ionotropic, NMDA 2B (gene Nmdar2). NCBI's taxonomy places the organism in Eukaryota, Metazoa, Arthropoda, Insecta, Ephemeroptera, Baetidae. Gene Ontology annotation, molecular function: NMDA glutamate receptor activity; transmitter-gated monoatomic ion channel activity involved in regulation of postsynaptic membrane potential. The record is from RefSeq and is a predicted model, not a curated record. The coding region runs from base 147 to 3317 and encodes 1056 amino acids. Gene Ontology annotation, cellular component: postsynaptic membrane; plasma membrane. Gene Ontology annotation, biological process: monoatomic ion transport; synaptic transmission, glutamatergic; modulation of chemical synaptic transmission. The transcript is spliced from 17 exons.
CUGGCUGCCAAAGUGCUCUGCAUCUCUCUCUUUCUCUGUCCCUAUCUCUCUCUGUCCUUCCUUCCUAGCUGUGUGUUGGCCGACCAUGCUGUCGACAUCAUGAGUUUGCCUCUUCUCUUCGGCCGCCGACGCGCCAGCAGGUGGUGAUGUCGUUUCGGGCGGCCGUUUUGUUCCUGGCCCUGGGCCUGCUGGCCGCCGGGGAGCGCGGCACCACUUUCCGCAGCAGGGAGCGCCAGGGCGGCAUCACCUUGGGCCAGAGCAAGCCCAAGGAGCCGAUCAGAGAGACGAUGUUUGCCAAGCAUUCGCCCAUCGACCCCGAACUCAACAUCGGCCUCAUUGUGCCGCAGACCUCGUUCGGCCGCCGCGAGUACACCAAGGCGGUCAACUCGGUGUUCAACUCGUUUCAGAAGUCUCGCGGGCGGAAACUCGAUUUCCUCAAGACUUUCAAUUUCGGCCCGCAGCAGGUCAGGCAGAUCAACAUGACUUUGACGCCCAGCCCGACAGCCAUUUUGAGCACUUUGUGCAAGGAGUUCCUCUCCGUGAACGUGUCGGCGAUCCUCUACCUGAUGAACCACGAAAAGUACGGUCGUUCGACGGCCUCGGCGCAGUACUUUUUGCAGCUGGCCGGCUACUUGGGCAUUCCGGUGAUCGCUUGGAACGCCGACAACUCGGGUCUAGAGAGGCGAGCGUCGCAGUCGAGUCUGCAGCUGCAACUGGCGCCUUCCCUGGACCACCAGACGGCCGCCAUGCUCAGCAUCCUGGAACGCUACAAGUGGCACCAGUUCUCCAUCGUCACUUCGCAAAUCGCCGGCCAUGACGAUUUCGUGCAGGCCGUCCGCGAGCGGAUCAUCCUAAUGCAAGACCGCUUCAAAUUUACCAUUCUCAACACUGUGGUUGUCACUCGGUCGGCUGACCUAAAAGAGCUGCAGAACUCCGAGUCCAGGGUGAUGCUGCUGUACUCGACCCGGGAAGAGGCGCAGCACAUUUUGGCCGCGGCGAGGGACCUGAAGCUCACAGGAGAGAAUUACGUUUGGGUCGUCACGCAGAGUGUCAUCGAGAACAGACAGACCAUGUCCCAGUUUCCAGUCGGCAUGCUUGGUGUGCAUUUCGACACAAGCAUGAGCAGUCUGGUGAGCGAGAUCACGACCGCCAUCAAAGUGUACGCCUACGGGGUGGAAGACUUCGUCAACGACAACCGAAACAAGAAUCUCUCUUUGAACACACAGCUGUCCUGCGAGGGGAUGGGGGAGUCGCGGUGGCGGGUCGGCGAUCGAUUCUUCAGAUAUUUGCGCAACGUGAGUGUCGAGGCGGACCAGCACGGCAAGCCAAACGUCGAAUUCACAGCCGACGGGGUGCUGAAGGCGGCCGAGCUGAAAAUCAUGAAUCUGCGACCGGGUGUGAGCAAACAACUGGUCUGGGAGGAGAUUGGAGUGUGGAAGUCUUGGGAUAAGGACGGCUUGGACAUCAAGGACAUCGUCUGGCCUGGAAACAGCCACACUCCUCCUCAGGGUGUACCUGAAAAAUUCCAUCUCAAAAUCACCUUCCUCGAAGAACAGCCGUACAUCACCCUGACCCCACCUGACCCUGUCACUGGCAAGUGCUCCAUGAAUAGGGGAGUUCUCUGCAGAGUUGGGGUUGACCAAGAAUUGGCACCUUCGACAGGGUCGGAGCCGCCCAAGACUUACCACAACGGCAGCAUGUACCAGUGCUGCUCGGGCUUCUGUAUCGACCUGCUGGAAAAGUUUGCCGACGACCUGGGCUUCACAUACGAACUUGUACGUGUCGAGGACGGAAAGUGGGGCACUUUUGAGCACGGCAAGUGGAACGGCCUGAUUGCCGAGCUGGUGAACCGAAAAACGGACAUGGUGUUGACGUCGCUGGUCAUCAAUUCAGACCGGGAGAACGUCGUUGACUUUUCUGUGCCGUUCAUGGAGUCGGGCAUCGCGAUCGUGGUGGCCAAGCGGACGGGCAUCAUCUCGCCGACAGCCUUUCUCGAGCCGUUCGACACCGCCUCGUGGAUGCUGGUCGGCGUCGUCGCCAUUCAGGCCUCGGCGUUCACAAUCUUCCUAUUCGAGUGGCUGAGCCCCUCGGGAUUUAACAUGAAAGUCAGCCAGCCGGUCACGCCUCCGGUCAACGGGAAAAACACAAACAACCACCGCUUCUCGCUCUUCCGCACCUACUGGCUCGUCUGGGCCGUCCUUUUCCAGGCGGCCGUCCACGUCGACUGUCCCAGGGGCUUCACUGCCCGCUUCAUGACCAACGUGUGGGCCAUGUUCGCCGUCGUGUUCCUUGCCAUCUACACUGCCAACCUGGCCGCCUUCAUGAUCACCAGAGAAGAGUUCCACGACUUUGUUGGAAUUGAUGAUCACAGACUAGCAAAACCGUUCAGCCACAAGCCCAGCUUGAAAUUCGGCACAAUCCCGUGGAGCCACACAGACUCAACUCUGAAGCGCUACUUCCCCGAUAUGCACGCCUACAUGAAGACCUACAACAAAACCUCCGUGACCUCCGGCAUAGACGCCGUCCUCGCCGGGGAGUUGGACGCAUUUAUUUACGACGGUACUGUGCUUGAGUACUUGGUGUCCCAGAAUGAAGACUGUCGCCUGCUCACGGCCGGCAAAUGGUACGCAAUGACGGGCUACGGCCUCGCCUUCAGUCGCAACUCCAAAUAUCUCGGCAUGUUCAACAGGCGGAUGCUCGACUUUCGGGAAAAUGGCGAUCUUGAAAGGCUAAGAAGAUAUUGGAUGACCGGAUCGUGCAAGCCUGGGAAACAAGAGCAUAAAUCGAGCGACCCGCUAGCCCUGGAACAGUUCUUGUCUGCGUUUCUCCUGCUCAUGUCUGGCAUACUUUUAGCAGCAGUCUUACUGUUGUUAGAACACCUCUACUUCAAGUAUGUGCGACACCACUUUGCGAAAAACGAUCAGCCUGGUUGCUGCGCCCUUAUUAGUUUGAGCAUGGGAAAAUCAUUGACGUUCAGGGGUGCUGUUUUCCAAGCCCAGGACAUGUUGCGAAACCACAGGUGCAGAGAUCCUAUCUGUGACACUCAUCUGUGGAAAGUGAAACACGAACUGGAUCUAGCAAGAAUUAGGAUUCGGCAGUUAGAAAAGCAACUGGAAGCCAACGGAAUAAGACCCUCGCCAGGUCGACUACUGGACUGCGUGGAAUCGCUCAAUGUGCAAAGAGACUAUCGAGAUGUGCCAAGAAACUACAUUUCCACGACAGACCACUCAGCCGCCUUUUAUCCAGCCUGCUACUACAACAGUCCUUCGAGGAGGCAGUGUCGAACGGAAAUCGCAGAGAUGGAAACCGUUCUCUGAUCCUCGGCCCGCGCUUCGCCUAACUCCGAACUGGAGGACCGCAAAUUCAUCCCCAUCCCUUACUGAAGUGCAGGGGCGGUUUUGAAGCUAGCGCGGGCUUGAAUCAAAACAACUCGAUCUGUACGAGAGCAAAAGGUAGAUGCGAGACAAAAAGAAGAUAGAAGAAGAAGGAAAACAAACAAAGAAAACAGUUUUAAACCAACACAAUGGAACUCGAGACCACACGUAUGUACGAAAGAAAAUGUCUUUUUAGAGAUGGAUGGUGCGCUGAGAACGCAGGUUGCGGUAAAACAAUUACGUCUUUCAAUGUUCAGAGUGGAAGCAGAAGGUGUGGCGACCAAGGCUCGCGCCGUAUUUUACAGCUCAAGCGAGAUAAGCGUCCACAAAUCCACCGCUUCAGGGUGACAAUGGCCUUUUGCACCAGCCUUACGUACAAAAAAUUGAAGAAACAGAAAAAUUUCGAAAUUUCUGUAAUUUGAAAAAUCGGCAGAUCAAAGUUGUAUUCAAAGUUGUAUUAAAUUAAGAAUAUUUGAUUCUUUUAAUUAAAUGCUUGUGUAAAAUCAAGUAAUAAUGUUAUUAGAAUUGCUUAAGGGCACUAAUUCAUACUUAUAUCUAACACUUAAUCGUUGGAGGAAUAAGUAGCUGCCAGAUCAUGUUAAACAUGACAAUUUUUUCAUAUAUUUUUUUAAGUAACCGCAUCACAGGAUUUUUUUUUUAAAUAUAAUUUUUAACAAAUUUGUAAACUAUUUGGAGUGAUUAUGUAGUGGCGGGCUGGUGCAAAGAGCCAUGAACUUAUUAGCGUAAAGGAGAGACAGCAUUGUAUAUAAUAGAAAACGUCAAAAAUGUGUAUUUUGCCGCGAAUUACUUGAAACAGGCCAGAAUUCAGAGAAAUUGAUUAAAACGGGUCUACAAAGCGCGUUUGCAGAAUUAUAAUAAAUUUUAAAUUAUACAAACAUUUGCAUCCACUAAAAAAUUAUUAAUUUGCCAAAUGGGGAAAGCAGUAAAGUGCUGGGGUGCAUAUUUGGCAAAAUAUAAAUGUACGACAAAGGAGGAGUAUGUGAGACUGUGAUAUCUUAAUCGGCGGGUACUUCACUCUCUCAAACGAGCCA